Xylona heveae TC161 is the source of this 932-nucleotide messenger RNA. Its product is annotated as ribosomal protein L6. Gene Ontology annotation, cellular component: cytosolic large ribosomal subunit; ribosome. The record is from RefSeq and is a predicted model, not a curated record. Gene Ontology annotation, molecular function: structural constituent of ribosome; rRNA binding. Bases 1 to 579 code for a protein of 192 amino acids. Gene Ontology annotation, biological process: cytoplasmic translation. The transcript has 5 exons. NCBI's taxonomy places the organism in Eukaryota, Fungi, Ascomycota, Xylonomycetes, Xylonales, Xylonaceae.
AUGAAGUUCAUUCAUUCCCAGGAGUCGCUCAUCGUCCCGGAUGGUGUGAAGGUCCACAUCAAGUCCCGCUUCGUGACGGUCGAGGGUCCCAGGGGCAAGCUUGUCAAGGAUCUCAGCCACGUCGCUGUCACCUUCACCAACCCCAAGAAGAACCUCAUCCAAAUUGAGCUGCACCAUGGCCAGCGCAAGAACAUUGCUGCUCUCCGCACCGUCAAGACCAUCAUCAACAACCUGAUCAUCGGUGUCACCAAGGGUUACAAGUACAAGAUGCGCUACGUCUACGCCCACUUUCCCAUCAACGUCAACGUUGACAAGAACGGCGAGACUGGCCUGUACGAGGUUGAGAUCCGUAACUUCCUUGGCGAGAAGCUCGUCCGCCGGGUGACCAUGCACCCCGGUGUCGAGGUUGAGCCCUCAAAGACCCAGAAGGACGAGCUCCACCUCACUGGAAACUCGCUCGAGAACGUUUCCCAGAGCGCUGCCGACAUCCAGCAGAUCUGCAGAGUACGGAACAAGGAUAUCCGGAAGUUCUUGGACGGUCUGUACGUGUCCGAGCGGGGCAACGUUGUCGAGGAGUAAACGGCUGGUUGUCAAAGGGGAUUCCCGGGGUUUAUAGGGCUGAGGCGUUUUGCACAUCAGCUCGUAGAUUUCGCAUCUAGCAUGGUCAAAAAAUUAAGCUAUGCAAAAUUUGGUGAAUUUCAUUCUACAACUUGUUCAAUUUUGGCUACUUGUGCACCGUUUGAUUUCAGUGGUCUGGGCAAACAUUUAAUGUCUUUGUGAUGUAUGUUUUUGGUGAAUGCCUUGGAUAUCCAACAAGGCAAACGUGGGCUUAUUCCACCUAUCGGAUCAUCUCCUUCGACCAUGUAUAUUUCAUUUUACAAGAUCUUUAGCUCCCCAAUUGGCAUUUCGACAAUUUUCCUUCAGUCGGCCCC